Sander lucioperca (pikeperch) is the source of this 786-nucleotide messenger RNA. Its product is annotated as leucine-rich repeat-containing protein 72. Gene Ontology annotation, molecular function: protein binding. The transcript is spliced from 7 exons. The coding region runs from base 68 to 610 and encodes 180 amino acids. The record is from RefSeq and is a predicted model, not a curated record. NCBI's taxonomy places the organism in Eukaryota, Metazoa, Chordata, Actinopteri, Perciformes, Percidae.
UUGUUGUGAUUUCAAGCACAACAGGAGUUUCCUGGCAACAGUUGUGAGACUCCAAAGGUGGCAGACAAUGGAGGUGGCUGAUGACAUAAAGGAGUCUCUUCAGAAGUCUGGAAUACAGAGAGAUGUUGAUGUUUGCCAACUCAGCCUCGCCACAAAAAAACUCACCAGCGUCCCUGACUUAUCAAGAUUUCACUUUCUGAGGGAGCUGUGGCUGAAUAACAACAAGAUCAGAGAGCUCAGCUGUCGUUCCCUCAACUGCUGCUUGACUGAACUUUACCUCCACAACAACAACAUCAAGUCUAUAUCUGGGGCCCUCAAUCAUCUGACCUGCCUCCGACUUCUUUUUCUCCACAACAACCAGAUCAGAGGGCUGGAGGACACGAUGCACGAGCUCAGGAAAAUGCAGCAGCUCCAAACUGCAUCUUUCUUCCUCAAUCCCAUCUCCCAUCAACCUGAGUAUCGCCUCCAUGUGAUCCACUGCCUGCCUUCUGUCCUGGUUUUGGAUAGAAAAGAGGUGAAGUCAGUGGAGAGGGAGAGAUCCUUCCAGAUGUACAGCCAGGAGCGUCAUCGUGUCCUCCAGUCUGUGGCUUUCUGCAGACGGGCAACAUAGUCCUCAAGUAACCAAACAGAUGGCUCCAUGAAACGCUCUUCACUAGUCAAAUUAAGGAUCAGUUCACUACUAUCAUUGAGGUUUGGGUGUUUUAUUCAAUUUUAUAGCAUUAUUCUGACUAAACUUUGACAGUCUGUGAUUAUCCAUCAAUAUCCUGUGAUCUUAAAUAUUAGUCA